Molecule: messenger RNA, 951 nt
Organism: Aureobasidium musti
Lineage: Eukaryota; Fungi; Ascomycota; Dothideomycetes; Dothideales; Saccotheciaceae
Source: the annotation of a GenBank genome assembly
AUGAAGAUUGCAAUUACCGGAGCAGGCGGCUUUGUAGGCCAACUCCUCGCCGAACACCUCCUCCUCGCAGACCACGAAGUUCUUCUCAUCGACAUUUUCGAACCACCAGUGCCCACCAAAGCCUCCUCCAAAUCCAAAAAAGCAAAAUGCAUCAAAGCAGAUCUGGUCUCCGACAGUGCAUCAGUAAUCCCUUCGGAUCUAGAUGCCAUCUACAUCUUCCACGGCAUCAUGUCCGCAGGCAGCGAAGCCAAUUUCGACCUAGGAUAUCGCGUAAACCUGCACUCGACGUUGAAUCUGUUGGAGACGUUGAGAAGCAAAUGCAAAGGAGUGAGGGUGGUGUAUGCAUCCAGUACAGCUAUUUAUGGUCAACCUUUACCUCAAUGGCCCUCGGAAGCUACUUUACCUACCCCUUCCUCCUCCUACGGAACACAGAAAUCAAUGAUUGAAUACGCGAUCAAUGAUUUCUCGCGCAGAGGAUUUAUUAAUGGGUUCACGCUCAGAUUUCCUACUAUUUCUGUGAGGCCGGGCAAGCCUACGCAAGCUGCUUCGUCGUGGAUGAGUGGGAUGUUUAGAGAGCCUUUGCAAGGUAUCCCCUCAUCUUUGCCUUGUGGAGAUGAGUUUGAGGCUUGGUUGUGUUCGCCACGCAUCCUGGUCGCCAAUCUCCUGCAUGUGUUGACUUUGGAAAGAGAGAGUUUGCCUUCUCACAUGCGUCAGAUCAAUUUACCGGGUAUCACUGCUAGUGUCAAGGAGAUGCUGCAAGCACUGGAAGAAGUGGGAGGCAAGCAAGCGGUGGAGUUGGUAAAGAGAGAGGAACCCACCAAGGAAAUCAAAGAUAUGUUGGAUUCGUGGCCGAUUAGAUUUGAUGUUAGUAAAGCGAUGAGUUUGGGAUUCAAGAGAGACGAGAGGUUUAGAGAUGCAGUUGAGGAUUUCAAGAAGAGUUUGCAAGAGUAG